GACGCAGCUCUCCUGUCGAGCCACAGGCCAACUCAGAUCAGCCGAGGGGGGGGGAAGAGGGUGUGUGUGUGUGCGAGUGCAAGGCAUUGGGGGAAAGUGUGCGAGGACCAGAAGCUCCAGAGGACGUCACGCACUCUCCCAGAGAGAGAGAGGGAAGCACGCCGCCACAGGAAGGUGUCUGUCCUCACGCGUUCUGGACUCUGGACGAGUCGGAGGCCUCUGACAGGAGAGAGUAUUCCAGAGUGGAAGAGAAGAUGUGCUGAAGUGGAUGAUCCUCCAAAGAGACACAGAUACAGAUUUGUGACUCGCUUUCUGAGACGAGGGUUCAAGUUCCUCGACCAGGACUAGACUUGUAUUAAGACGUAUCAGAAGAUUGGAUCACCAUGGAUCAGCCGGCCAGCAGCUGCAUGCGGAGCGCCCACCCCGGCAGUCCCAUCUGGGGCUGCAUGAGGAACCCUCACUCCGGGGUCCCGGGGGCCAACCUGCAGUCGCCCUACCAGCAGGGACCUUUCUCCCUGCACCAGAAGCCGGACUUCCUGACCUACACGGACUUCUCCAGCACCUGCCUGGUGCCGACCGCCCCCCACGCAGCCUACCCCCGCGACGACAGACUGUACCAGGAGAGCCAGGGCGGCUACCAGAGAGCCGAGUGGCAGUUCAACCCCUGCGAGACGCGGGUGAGAGCGCCCGAGGCCUGCCCGCCCGCCGUCCCCCCCGCUGCAGUGGUGGGCGGCGGCGGCGGCGGCGGUGGCGGAGGGCCCGACCUGGACAGUGUGGGGGGAGAGAGGCUGCCCGGUGCUGGGCCCGGCUGCCUGGAGGGAGAGUACUCACCCCAGAGCGUGGCGUCGGCCGACUCCGACAAGAAGAGCUCCAAUAAGAGGAAGAGAGAUGUCUCAGAUACCCAGGACUCCGGUUUCAAGGUGGACUCCACCUGCAAGGCCCGGAAGGAGCGCACGGCGUUCACCAAGGAGCAGCUGAGAGAGCUGGAGGCCGAGUUCACCCACCACAACUACCUGACCCGGCUGCGGCGCUACGAGAUCGCCGUGAACCUGGACCUCACAGAGAGACAGGUGAAGGUGUGGUUCCAGAACAGGAGGAUGAAGUGGAAGAGGGUGAAGGGGGGGCAGUCGGCUUCUCCCAACGACCCGGAGAACGACGACAUCGACUCGGCGGCCUCGCCCAGCUCUGAAUGAACGAGGGGGGAAGGGGGGGGGGGGGGGACCAGAGCCACCGGGGACCGGAGGGAAUCAAACAAUCCCAGAGACUUUUCAUAUUGUAUUUUAAUCCCGGGAUGAACCCCCCCCCCCCGAGCGCCUCCUUCGCUGUCAUUUGUUGUAAAUAGUUGAUUUGUGUGCAGAGCGGGGCGACUCUGGACGACACGUGGUCAUUGUAGAGCGGUGACAGAGCCCUCUGAUAACCCCCGGUAUCAGACGCUGACGUGAUUGUGUUUGAGGGCAACCCCCCCCCCCCCCCCCCCCUCCCUUCGGUUCCAGUUUUGUAAUCACGGCCUUUUGACGCUUGACUACAACCACCUGGGAAAACUCAGACUGCACACGAGCUGCCAAGCCACGAGCCCCUCCCACUCUUAUUUUGUGUAUUUUGUUAGUUUCCUUCCCUAGAAUAUAGUUUUUUUUUUCCUGUCAAGCAUUUUGUACUCUUCCUUUUUUAUACAUUUUGAAUGUUGUUGAUAAAACACAGAUGUUGCCUGUUUCUGCAAAUAGAAUAAAUCAUCUGCUGCAAAUAAAAAAAAAUAACGGGGGAAAUAUCCUGAUAAUUUCUUCCACACGUUCCGAUCGGAAAGUCGCUCGACGAGUUCUCUCGGCCGCUCGGUCCCGAUAUUAUCUGACCACACUUCCUGAGACUCGAGAGCAAAAUAACCGAGGAGCAGUUUGCUUGUGAUGUCGACGUUGAAGGUAAUCGGUCAUGAGUGCGUGAACGUGCUGGAGCGCUUCAGCCGAGGUCCACAGAGAUGAUGUGGUGAUAAAAACAGCUCCAGAUUGAUGUUUUCUCGAGCUGGAAAAAAAGCAGCUCAACGAUCAGAACUUUGUGGUUGUGAUUAAUAUCGAACUUCCUGUGGUGGAGGCAGAAAAAUUGCUGAAAAUGACUUAAAGUGAAUUCCACCACAUCAGUUCACUAUGGUCCUCAUGACCUAACUGUUGUCAUCCACCUGUGUCUCUAACUCCAACUGAGUAUUUAGUCGUCUGCUGGAUGUUCAAACAGGAAACGGUUUGUUACAACUUGUUUAUCAAUAAAAAAUGGUAAAUAAAUAAUGAA
This is a messenger RNA of Platichthys flesus (European flounder), 2274 nucleotides long. It is a transcript of the gene meox1, whose product is annotated as mesenchyme homeobox 1. The record is from RefSeq and is a predicted model, not a curated record. Gene Ontology annotation, molecular function: DNA-binding transcription factor activity, RNA polymerase II-specific; RNA polymerase II cis-regulatory region sequence-specific DNA binding. The coding region runs from base 384 to 1193 and encodes 269 amino acids. NCBI's taxonomy places the organism in Eukaryota, Metazoa, Chordata, Actinopteri, Pleuronectiformes, Pleuronectidae. Gene Ontology annotation, cellular component: nucleus. Gene Ontology annotation, biological process: positive regulation of transcription by RNA polymerase II. The transcript has 3 exons.